AUGGCUCGCAGCUUCACAAUCGUCAGAUCUCGCGCCCCGCAGACCCCCGAAUCCGUAUCGAUACCUGUCAUGGCCUAUUCCGACGCAGGACCGCGGAACGACUCCCACGCCCUGGACAAGACGCAUGCAACAAAGUCCCCGGAAUAUCGAAAAAUGGGUCAGUGGGACUUACGUCGGACUGACACAUCGAACGGACAAGCACGAAGAAAGCCACCGCCAGGCAAGGGAGCAACGUUCGACUUUCGUGUGACGGCACCGCCAGACGAAGCCAUUCCAGCCACCUCAAGGUCAAACCGUGGCCCGAACCGGCAGCAUAUUAUUGGCAUUGCCCUGGGCAGCCCCGAGAGAACGGAUUUUGGAGAACGCUUGCCGUCGCCGAGAUUUGAUACCUCGAUCUUCCCGCGAGACAGGGCAGAACAAACAUCUUUGCCUCGCAAGCCGAGCAAGUGGAAGAAGAUUGCAGGGCUGUUCAAGGCAAAGAAUGCGCUGGCAGUGCCAACCGACAAUGCAUCAACAAAGCCACCUGCAGAUCAAUCACACCCCGAGAAGUCACACAAGAUGAGGAAGAGAACGAAUUCAACGGAAAAAUGGCCGAGUCUGGAUAUCGAAUCCAAUAUCCCACCUUAUGGCGGCGAACCCCCGAAAACGAAUCCCGGCAAUGCCGGCCCCCUUCUCAAUGUCGAUAUCCCGGACACCCAUAUGGAACGGUAUACCGUGAUGUUCGGCAAGGUCGUCAACCAAAGCCAGAAACCAUCACUCCUGGCCCGUCGCAGCAAGACACUAGACAAUCUUCGUGUACCAGAUCCACGGAGUUUCCCCACGUCCAAAGCACCCGCCAUUGCCGUACGACGGGCCACCUCGCCCGCGCAAUCCAACUUCACCUGUUACCCAACAUCCCACCCUUCCAAAGCAGCGCAGAUCCUUGGUACUGAGGACUUGUCGCGGGGACCAAGUCCUAUACCGCGGGCACACACUCUUCCCGUUGAUAGCCCGGCCAAGUCUGAAAAGUCGAAAGCCAUUUCACAUAUGAAUAACUUUUCCUCGCUUGGGUCCCCGAUAGAAAAACGACCGCCACCACCACCAGCCAAAGAUAAACCAGCCCAACCAUAUUCAGCCCCAAAACUUCAACACCCAGUCGACCGAACCGCUUCUCGACGACCGGCAAUAUCCACCGGCCCCAAGUACCGAUCUCCCCCUAACAAUUCUACACUGGAGCUUGACGGGACUUGUAUUCCCCAUCAAGCUCCAGAGCCAGCCCCCGUCGAGAUCUCAACAGCACGGACUAUCUGCGUGUCCGCGGGCAAGCAACAGAUGCUCGUGCCUAUCAGACCGCGCAUGGACUACCUCGAACCGAACGAGCGGUUCGUCGACCGCAAGACAUUGACGCCACGCAUUACUGAUGUGCAUUAUGGCCAUCGGCAUGCGGUAUCGCAAGAGCUGCGGAUCGAGUCGGUGUGA
Penicillium alfredii is the source of this 1458-nucleotide messenger RNA. RefSeq lists its product as uncharacterized. The transcript is spliced from 3 exons. The coding region runs from base 1 to 1458 and encodes 485 amino acids. Lineage: Eukaryota; Fungi; Ascomycota; Eurotiomycetes; Eurotiales; Aspergillaceae. The record is from RefSeq and is a predicted model, not a curated record.